AUGCGAGACAGAUCUUAUACUCAGGCGUCGAGCAGCGGUCUGACGGACCAUCAGCGAAGGCCUCUUGAAUCAAAUAUUGGCGGUAGUCAUAAGGACGCUGACAAGUGUAUUGAUGGACUUGCUGUUGGAAUCAACUCUGGAUAUAAUCAACUUAUAUUAGUACCUGUCAAAACAGUUGGGUGGACGCCGCUGCACGAGGCGGCCAACCACGGGCACCGCGACGUGGCGGCGGCGCUGCUGGCGGCGGGCGCCUGCGUCAACGCGCGCGGCCUGCACGAGGACACGCCGCUGCACGACGCCGCGCUCAACGGCCACCACGAGGUGGUGCGGCUGCUGCUACAGCGCGGCGCUGACCCGUCGCUGCGCAACCGGCGAGGCAAGGCCGCCAUGGACGUGGCCCAGCCGCACGUGCGCGCGCUGCUGCUGCAGGCCGGCCCGGCCGCAGGAGGCGGCGAGGCUGCCGUGGCAGGCGAACAGGCGGGCGCGGGCCAGGGCGACACCAGUGCCCCCUGUGAGAUGCGCAGGACACCGCCGCAGCAGCCGGCGGGCGGCGCCACCGGACAGGGCGGCGGCUCGGCGCAGGUGGCGGCGGCGGCCGGGGGCGGCGGGGGUGGGGCAGCGGCAGGAGGAGGAGGAGGAAGCGGCAGGGCGCCCGCCGAGGGUGGCAAGGCGGCGGGAGGGGCGGCCGGCGCUGCCAGCGGAGGCGGCACCAGGGUGACGCUGCGCCUGCACCCGGUGAAGGCGCGCGGCGACGACAAGCGCCGCGGGGGCGGCGCCGCAGCAUCUCAGGAGGCGUCAGAGGCCGCCGCCCAGUCGUCCGGAGCAAACAGGCCAGGGGCAACAGAAGAAGCGGCAGAGCCGGAGAGUGGCAGCUCGUGUCCGAGCUCUGCAGAUGUUGAGGGUGGCAGUCGGGAGGAAGGUGUUACAGGUGCCGGCAAUGUCAGUGUCGCAGGAGAGACGGGCAGUGCCACUCUGGAUGAUGCUGUCUCUUCUUCUGUUGCACUCAAGAGAACUCAUGACCCUGACACAGCCCCUGGCGAUAUUGAAGAGGAAGACAAUCGAAGAAAGAAGAGGAAAGAUGGUGAUGGCAAAGUGCGCACAACAAGUGCUACUUUGGCAAGCAAAGGUAUUAAGGCAGGAACUACCACAGUGGGUGGUACUAGCCAAAUGGGCUGCACACCAAUGGCAGGAACUGGGGCAUCGAUAACUCCAGAGGAAGAGUCUGAACGCUCUCCCAAGGUACCACCACUGAAGAUUGUAAUUCCUGCAGCCAGCACUGCAGAUCAGGACCCAGGGGGUGCGCGUGGUAAAGUGGGUGUGCCACGGCAGGCACUGCCAUAUGUUGUGGCAUCACAAGAUGGUGCCGGCAGUAGUGGCAGCAGUGCUAAUGCUGAGGAUGCUAUCAGUUCAGAGCAGUCACAGGUGCCGUCCUCUGGUGAGCAGGCCUGUACAUCGACUGGCACCUCUGAGGAAGGAGUACGACCACAGCGUGUGUUGCGUUCUUCCAAUCGUUCUACCUCAAAUGCAUCGUCGCCUGCUCCCAGUGGAUCCUCGCCGCACCAGCCGCAACGUCAGUCUCCUCCUCCUAUAACUACUUCAGACACACUCGAAUCUUCAUCCGGAUCUGUGUCUGCAGGAAUGACACUGACUUCAACAUCAACAACUGUGUCACCACCGGAAAGCAGUGGUGCUCCCAUUUCAAAUUCCAUUCUGACAUCUGGUGGGGCAGUGUCAGAGCAGACAGAUCGUGGCAGUAGUCCACUGUUAAAUUCACAACAGCAACAACAACAACAGCCACAGCAACAAGAGCAGUCACAGAAGGAGGCACAGCAACAGCCAUCAUUACAGUCACCUCAACAGCUGCCGUCCCAGCAGCAGCAGACAUCUCCAGAACAGCUGCAACAGUCACAGCAGCAGCAGCAACAGCAGCAGCCACCCCAGCUGCAACACAUACAGCAAUCUCAGCAACAGCAGCAGCAACAACAGCAACAACCGCAGCCACAGCAGCAGCAACAACAGCAGCAGCCACAACAACAAUUACAGCCACAGCAGCAGCAACAACAACAGCCACAGCAGCAGCAGCAACAACAACAGCCGCAGCAGCAGCAACAACAACAACAACAACAGCAGCAGCAGCCACAGCCACAGCCACAGGCACAGCAACAAUCAUUGACACCACAGCAACAGCAGCAACAACAACAACAGCAACAGCAGCAACAGGCACAGCCAUCAACAACACAGCAGCAACCACAACAACAGCAACAACAAAUUCAUACACAACAGACAACAACUCAUCAGGAAGCUGGCUCAAAUAUGCCAUCUUCAGUGACACAGUCAGCACCAUCUUCCAGUUCAGUAGAACUGCAUCCACGAAAACGCAAGAUGAAGCAGAAUCGUGAUGCUUCCAUGGCUAGCAGCAGUUCUGGAGCUGGUGUUACACCAGUAGCAGUGAGCAGCUCCAGUGGGGUGACAGUAGGACAGGGCUCCAACGUGCAGGUGACAAUUGCCGCACAGGCGUCCUCUGCCGGUUCAGAUGCUUCGGACUCUGGUGGUACUGCUCCUGACGUUCAUCCACAUGACCAACCUAUCACCAACUGUUACCAGUUAUUCCUCAAUAUCCGAAAACAGAUUGAGAGGAGAAGAAAAGGUCUCUUUCCGGUGCAGCCAAAACCACCUCAGGGUUUCAAGGACUAUCUUAUGAAUCGUUGUACUUAUCUAUUGGCUGGUAAUGCAUCAUCUCGAAUGUCAGUUCCAAUGGCAAAUCCGCCCCAGAGUCUCAACCCUGCUAUGAAGGAUCUUUUUGUUGAACAAGAAAAGGAAAGACACCGCUUGCGUAUGCAGCAUGUUAUAGAAAAGGAGAAGCUAGUACUUUCAGUUGAGCAAGAAAUUCUGCGUGUACAUGGACGGGCUGCACGUGCCUUAGCAAAUCAAUCCUUGCCAUUCUCUGUCUGCACUAUUCUCAAGGAUGAAGAAGUCUACAAUGUCAUCACACCUGAACAGGAGGAGAAGGAUCGCAAUGCACGCUCACGCUACAAUGGACGUCUUUUCCUCAGUUGGUUGCAAGAUGUUGAUGAUAAAUGGGAGAAAAUAAAGGAGGCAAUGUUACAGCGGCACCGAAUUGAGGCAGGAGCACUACAUGCAGUUCAGUGUAUGGACUGGGAAUGGAAAAUGAAAGAGCUGAGUUUGUGUGAAUAUAAGGCCCGGCCCAGUAUUGAUGAAAGCCAUGUGCCAAUGGUGUUGGUUAAUGAUGAUUUUGAUCUCUUGCCAGCCUGAGUACGUAUUCCAUUUAAGUUGCAAGCUUGCAUCUCAAAUAGGCUAUAUUACAGAAAUGUAAAAAGGAAGAUGUGGCAACAAAACUGUGAAAGAUCUCCCAGCAUCACAUGUAAGCUACAUACUAUCAGUGUGACACUUCAUUACUUCUUUUCAUUGGUAGUUGCUGUUCUCUUAGCAAGUGUACUUGGGAAUGCUGUUUGUUGGUGCAAAAUUAAUUUUUCUGUGCAUCUUUGUAUUUGUACAUAUGAGAAAUGUAAAAUAAAGAUACUAUUUUUAAAAUGUCUGUUAAUAAAUAGCAUUGUAAUGAAA
This is a messenger RNA of Schistocerca serialis cubense, 3582 nucleotides long. RefSeq names its product ankyrin repeat domain-containing protein 11-like. Gene Ontology annotation, molecular function: protein binding. The transcript is spliced from 9 exons. Gene Ontology annotation, cellular component: nucleoplasm. Bases 1 to 3273 code for a protein of 1090 amino acids. NCBI's taxonomy places the organism in Eukaryota, Metazoa, Arthropoda, Insecta, Orthoptera, Acrididae. The record is from RefSeq and is a predicted model, not a curated record.